Molecule: messenger RNA, 1636 nt
Organism: Trichoplusia ni (cabbage looper)
Lineage: Eukaryota; Metazoa; Arthropoda; Insecta; Lepidoptera; Noctuidae
Product: ultraviolet-B receptor UVR8
Exons: 3
Coding region: 132-1271 (379 amino acids)
Source: RefSeq, a predicted model, not a curated record
UGUCAAUACCAUGUGUCAAGAUGUGUUGUUGAACUGCACGAACUGUUACAUUACUGUUCGUAUGUAACAAGAUAAAUAAUUCGUACUUACCUUGUGUUGUUACUUAUUAAAAAUACUUUUAGUAAAUAACGAUGACAUUGUGGUGCUGGGGUGCAAAUUCUCACGGACAACUGGGCUUAGGCACUGUAAGUGAACAAGUAGAGAAGCCGGCUAAGGUUGAGCUACACUUAUAUGAUAAUAAAGUGCAACAAAUAGCCUGUGGAGGUGGACAUACUCUUCUGAUAGAUGAUGCAGGAAAGCUAUACUCUAGCGGCUGGAACAACAAACUUCAGACCCUGAACGAUACUGAAGAAUACGUUUUUCAAAGGACUUGGAAAUUAAGUGGUAUCACCUUCACUAAUAUAGCAUGCGGAUGGGACUUCAGCUGUGGAGUCACUGAUGACCAAUAUUUGUUUGUUUGGGGUUCCAAUGCUUAUGGUCAAUUAGGAUUACCAAAAGAACAUUUUGCAGAAUCUAUGAAGCCAAUAAGACUCCAUGUAAAAGCAACUUUAGUUUCCAUGGGCUUAAGACAUACUGCUAUUGUUAAUUCAAGAGGUGAAGUGUGGACCACAGGAUUUGGUAAACAUGGUCAGCUAGGUUUAGGAAAUGAUGUAUUAUCCUCAGACAGGUUCCAGAAAGUUGAUAGUGUUGGAAAGAUCUCUCAUAUUGCUUGUGGUCAGAACCACACAGUAGCAUGGUGUUCUGAUGAGAAAGCUUUGUAUGUUUGGGGUGACAACACACAUGGGCAACUGUUACUGUCCUCUGAAAAAUAUAAAAAGAUCUUCAAACCCAAUAAAAUAGAUAUUGGGGUAAAUCAAGAAGUAAGAAAGAUUUUAAGUGGUUGGAAAAAUGUCUUGUUAUGGCUUCAGGAUGGAACUCUGUUAGCAUGGGGUUCAAAUAAUUAUGGACAGCUAGGAGUUCAAAACGCUGUGCCAACUGGAAUAUACACUUAUGUCAGCUUGCCAGGUGGCAGACAUGUACAAGAUAUUGCAUUGGGGUCUGAGCAUGUGCUUUGCCUAGCAACAGAUAACUCUCUGUGGGCCUGGGGAUGGAAUGAACAUUACAACACUGGCAUGAACACGGAGGACAACAGACAACUGCCUACCGUAGUGCCUUUAGAAACAAACGCAACCAUAACACAGAUCUAUGCUGGUGGUGCUUUUAACUUCAUUGUAACUGAAGAGUUAGAUAAUGUGGACCUUACAGAUAAGAAUGAUAACAGGAUGUUAUAGCAAUAAUUUGCAUUGAUUAUGACACUUAAGUGAUCAGGUAUUAUUGCUACUUGUUGUGACUCAAGACUAGUCAUACCUUUAUCCAUCCAUAUACUUAAAAGUAUAUUUCAAUUUAAGUGCUUUUUUUCAAGUUUUUUAUAUUAUGAUUUAUACUAAUAGAACCCACAGUGAUAAAUCUUAAAUUUUGGAUGGUAUUUGUUUGUUUAUUUACAAUUAAAUUGUUUUAAACAAUACAUAUCAAUAUGAGCCUAAAGUUAACUUUAGGUAUGUUACUGAUUUUCGAAAUUAUUUGUAAUAUGGUAUAACUAUUUUUAACACUGUGAUAUUAUGAGUCAUUGUUUUGUAAAUAAAAUACAUCUUACAUA